CUCCUUUUCCUCAGGUGAGCAUGCGCAAGGGCUCAGCGUGCCAUAGCAACCAAAGCAGUAGACAGUAGCAACCAGAAUCAUAAUAAUGGAAGGGCAUUCAUUGGAAGAAAGACCCGAAUAGUUCAUGCAGACUAUUCAUUAUCCAGGAAUUGUCUGAGUAUUAGGAAUCACCUUCAGUAGAAUGGCAAAAGCAACAACUAUCAAGGAGGCGCUAGCUAAAUGGGAAGAAAAAAAUGGUCAGAAGCCAUCAGAGGCCAAGGAAGUAAAACUUUAUGCCCAGAUUCCUCCUAUAGAGAAGAUGGAUGCAUCUCUUUCAUCUCUUGUUAACUGCGAAAAGCUGUCCUUAUCUACAAACUGCAUUGAAAAAAUCGCCAACUUGAAUGGCCUGAAAAACUUGAGGAUUUUGUCAUUGGGAAGAAAUAACAUAAAGAAUCUUAAUGGGCUGGAAGCAGUUGGAGAUACAUUAGAGGAGUUAUGGAUAUCAUACAACCUAAUUGAGAAAUUAAAAGGACUCCAUGUGAUGAAGAAGCUGAAGAUACUCUACAUGUCCAAUAAUAUGGUGAAGGACUGGGCAGAGUUUGUGAGGCUGGCAGAAUUGCCAUUACUGGAGGAUCUGGUGUUUGUAGGCAAUCCUCUGGAAGAGAAAUACUCUGCUGACUCUCAGAAUGCUUGGGUUGAGGAAGCAACCAAACGAGUUCCCCGACUGAAGAAACUUGAUGGUAUUCCAGUUAUUAAACAGGAAGAAGGUGAAGAAGGAGAAAACUAGCAUCACUGUACCUUCUUAUCUGUUAAGUUAUUGAUGUAUCUCCAGCACUAUACAGUAUGUGAAGCUUUUGUAUAAACUUGUCUUUGAAGAAGAUCCUGGGUGACAUUUUUAUCUGGUUCAUCCCCAUGUUCUCCUUUCUCACCCAAAGAGUUGUUUACCAAA
Messenger RNA from Gekko japonicus, 928 nucleotides. It is a transcript of the gene DNAL1, whose product is annotated as dynein, axonemal, light chain 1. The transcript is spliced from 9 exons. The coding region runs from base 182 to 766 and encodes 194 amino acids. Gene Ontology annotation, molecular function: protein kinase binding. NCBI's taxonomy places the organism in Eukaryota, Metazoa, Chordata, Lepidosauria, Squamata, Gekkonidae. Gene Ontology annotation, cellular component: cytoplasm. The record is from RefSeq and is a predicted model, not a curated record.